GCGCCAUGACGGAGCUGCACCAGGCGGCCGCGGCGGGACGCUGCGAGGAGGUCGAGCAGUUCCUCAGGGAGAACAAGUGCAGCCCCAACGAGAAGGACGUGGACUGGGGCAACAAGACGCCCCUCCACUGGGCGGCGGCCAAAGGACAUACAGAAAUCGUCUGCGUCCUCCUGGAGCACGGGGCCAGGCCGAGCCUGAGGACGGAGCACGGAUGGACGGCCGCCCACUACGCUGCUGAAUCCGGUCACCUGGCCGUCCUGCGACUGCUGCACCACUUCCACGCCCCCGUGGACAAGGAGGACAGCUGCGGGGACAAACCCGCCAGGGUCGCCCAAAUAUACGGCCACCACGACUGUGUCCAGUUUCUCAAAAAAGCCGAGCUGGAGUGUCGGGAGUACCGCAACACGGCGGCUCGGGAAGGUCUUUCUCUGGACGACACGGACGACGAGUGGGACGGAAAAGGCAAAUAAAGUGAGAAAAACGGGACUUGAAAAGGCAAAAAUACAAUUUAGGCUUCACAUGUAUUUUUUUUUCUUCCCAAAAGCCUCAAGUGACGACGCGGAGGUCGCUGGCGCCGUUUCCUUUGCCGAGAUUGCAACCAAAGCAAUGUUAUAAUCUCCUACAUCAUCCAAUGGUGUCAUGUAAACUUGUUGGUUGUUCUAAUCUGCUGCUGCUACUACCGCUGCUACUAAAUAUUUAAUCACUUUUCCAACUGUUGAUC
This is a messenger RNA of Cololabis saira (Pacific saury), 721 nucleotides long. RefSeq names its product ankyrin repeat domain-containing protein 66. The transcript has 3 exons. NCBI's taxonomy places the organism in Eukaryota, Metazoa, Chordata, Actinopteri, Beloniformes, Belonidae. The record is from RefSeq and is a predicted model, not a curated record. Bases 6 to 470 code for a protein of 154 amino acids. Gene Ontology annotation, molecular function: protein binding.